AUGGUCACGAUAGUCCUGGGCUCCCAAUGGGGGGACGAAGGCAAAGGGAAGAUCACUGAUCUUCUCUCGCAGAAGGCUGAGCUCUGCUGUCGGUCUGCUGGCGGACACAAUGCCGGACACACCAUUGUACACGAUGACAUUACCUACGACUUUCACAUCUUACCCUCCGGCCUUGUGUCUCCUACCUGUGUCAACCUGAUCGGUGCCGGGACGGUUGUCCACGUUCCCAGCUUCUUCAAGGAGCUCGCUUCUCUCGACGGGAAAGGGCUGAAGGACGUCCGGGACCGUGUGUUUAUCAGCGAUCGUGCCCAAGUGUGUUUCGAUCUCCAUGCUGUCGUGGACGGUCUGGAAGAGGCGGGGCUUGGUACACGCAAAGUAGGGACUACUGGGAAGGGAAUUGGGCCAUGUUACAGUGACAAGGCCGCAAGGCGGGGUGUCAGGAUAGGCGAUAUCAUGGACGAAGGCGUGUUGGAGUCCAAGUUGAGGAGCUUGGAGGCUGGCUACCGAAGGAGAUUCGGCGAGCUGGACUAUAACGUCGAGGAGGAGAUUGCCAGAUUCAAGGAGUACCGAAGUCUUCUGAAACCACAUAUCGUCGACCAAUUGACACUGGUCAAGAAGUUUGAGGACGAGUCUGCCUCUAUACUUGUAGAGGGAGCCAACGCCCUCAUGCUCGAUAUCGAUUACGGCACAUAUCCCUUCGUGACGUCUUCCUGCACCGGCCUCGGAGGAGCCGUUCAGGGAGUAUGUCUAAAUCCGACCUCCAUCAAGUCCAUAGUCGGCGUCGUAAAGGCCUACUGCACGCGAGUGGGAUCGGGACCUUUCCCCACCGAACAGCUCAACGAGGUUGGUGAAAAGCUGCAGGUUGCCGGCCGCGAGUUUGGUGUAACUACCGGUCGCAAGAGGCGUUGCGGUUGGCUAGACAUGGUCUUGCUACGCUACAGCGCCAGAAUAAACCACUAUACCGCCCUCAACCUGACCAAGCUGGACAUCUUGGAUGACUUUGACGAGAUCAAGGUUGCUGUCGCAUACAAGCUCGACGGCAAAGAACUCGAGUCUUUCCCUGCUAGUUCAGAUGCCUUGGAAAAGGUUGAGAUUGUCUACGAGACUCUUCCUGGAUGGAAGUCGACGACCAUGGGCGUCUCCAAAUGGGAGGAUCUCCCCGUGAACGCACAGAAAUACGUUGAAUACAUCGAGCACUCGCUCGGCGGUGUCCCUAUAAAAUGGAUCGGGACCGGCCCGGCUAGAUCACACAUGAUUGACCGCAAUUAG
Microsporum canis CBS 113480 is the source of this 1269-nucleotide messenger RNA. Its product is annotated as adenylosuccinate synthetase. Lineage: Eukaryota; Fungi; Ascomycota; Eurotiomycetes; Onygenales; Arthrodermataceae. The record is from RefSeq and is a predicted model, not a curated record. The transcript has 4 exons. Gene Ontology annotation, biological process: IMP metabolic process; 'de novo' AMP biosynthetic process. Gene Ontology annotation, molecular function: GTP binding; adenylosuccinate synthase activity. Gene Ontology annotation, cellular component: cytoplasm. The coding region runs from base 1 to 1269 and encodes 422 amino acids.